UCAGGCGAAGUCGUCGAUUUACAUGAAGAUUACGUAAGACGACCAGAAGACCCCAUCACGUCAGAUUACAGAAACCCAGAUGGAAGUUUGGUCAGAGGAAGCAAUGCAGAAGAAGCCAGGCUAGAUCCGUUGACUUUGGAAGGGAGGAGCGACCAUUCCGUGGUGAAGUUGCCACGUGUCAUUGCAAAGACGAUUCAAAAUAACAUUUUAAGUCAAACGAUGCCUUCUUUGCUUAGAGAGAGGGCUGCAGAGAUAUACCGUAGUUUGGAGAAGGAUCUGAUUCAGAAAGCGCCAGCUGGGGGCAUCGAUAGUGAUGCUUAUAUUGCCGCUUUGUUUCUUCAGGAUUACGCAAAUGUCAGGAAAGUGCUUGUGGAGUUGAAGAAACGAGUAGGUGCUUCGUUUAAGCCUGAUUCGGUUUUGGAUAUUGGGUAUGGGCCUGCUACAGGUAUGGUUGCACUUAACGAGCUCAUGGGAGCUGAUUUCAGGCCUAAAGAUAAGGAUGCGUACAUUGUGGGCCGCCGGAAUGACGAAAUGAAGAAAAGAGCUAAGAUCAUCUUAUCUCGGCAGCUUUCUGAGGUUCCAGAUGAGCUUUUGGUGGAGGUUGAUGAAGCUGAGGAGCCGCCAAAGGAACUUAAAGACGAUAAUUACGUUGGGCCAGUGGACGCACGUCGAAUUAAAGUGAAAACAAAGUUGAGAGACUCUUUGGCGUCGACCAAGAAGUACGACUUGAUUAUUGUAAACCAGGCGCUUCUUACACGCGAACACAGUUUCCCUCGAGACGUCGAUUUGAACCUUGAAAUGGUACUCAACUUGCUUAGUCCAAAUGGCCAUUUGGUGCUUGUGGAAAGAGGCAAUCCUCUUGGAUUUGAGAUCAUUGCCAGGGCUAGACAGGUGAUGCUUCGUCCAGAGAACUUUGAAUCUGAAAGAGGUAAAAUCCCCAGACCGUAUAUUCGUGGAUCGAAGCCAAAACCUCAGAAACUCAGAGAUGACGAUAAGAUGGUUACCGAAGAACACAUUGAGCAUGAAGCGAAACUCAUGAAGCAACUCCAGGAAGAGAUUGGCGAUGUUGACGAUGCCGAGCUUGAAAAGCAGCUCAACGAACGGUUUGGCGCUUUAAGCGAAAAAGAUCUUAAAUUCGAAGAUGAAGACGAUGUGGAUAUCAUUGAUCCUCUGGCCUCGUCAGCCCCAGAACAAGAUUACGCCGGCGUCGACUUCCAUUUGAGUAUCGUGGCGCCUUGUCCUCACCACGGCAAGUGUCCUCUUCAACUUGGCGAUCCAAACUUAUACAAAGUCAGGAACCACAAGCACAGGUUCAGUUUCUGUUCGUUCAACAAUAUCAUGGAAAGACCUCGUUACACCAUGGAACUUAAAAAAGGUAAGGCUUUGGCCACUCUGUGGGAAAAAGAGGAAUUACUGAAGAGUGAACGGAAAGCCAUGGAAGGUGGAGGCAGACCUGGAGGACAUAACAGUGAACUGGGCGACUACUCGUACCUUAUUGUUCACCGUUCGCCCAACGAUAAGAAGUCUAUUGAAAAAAUCGAAUCUGACAGAGAACAUUCAUCCAGUGUGGAAGAUAACUCCUCUGUCUGGCCUCGUUUGGUGACUUUCCCAAGCAAAGUCAAGAAAAACGUCAAGUUUGAUGUUUGUGCACCUUCAGGCAGCAUUGAAACAUGGCAAGUGCCCAGAUCUGUGGGAAAACAAGCUUACCACGAUGCUCGUAAAGCACGCCAGGGCGAUUUAUGGCCUUUAGGUAAAAAAACAGUGACUGUCAAGUCGAGAUUCUCCGAAGAAGGUAUGGCCAGAUUGAAGCUGAUGGCCAAAUCCCAAAGAAACAUUGUCAUCAAGGAAAAGAGAAAGAAAGAGUGGAAGAAGAUGAUUGUCAGAGACGCCCAGCUUCUUGAAGAAGGCGACGAGAUGGAUCCAGAUACACUCCACGAGAUCUACGCCAGCAAGUUGACGUCCACAAAGAAGUACCGCCAGCAGAGCAAGCGCCACGGCUUCGAAUGA
Molecule: messenger RNA, 2007 nt
Organism: Candidozyma haemuli
Lineage: Eukaryota; Fungi; Ascomycota; Pichiomycetes; Serinales; Metschnikowiaceae
Gene: RSM22
Product: mitochondrial 37S ribosomal protein RSM22
Exons: 1
Biological process (GO): translation
Cellular component (GO): mitochondrial small ribosomal subunit
Molecular function (GO): structural constituent of ribosome; methyltransferase activity
Source: RefSeq, a predicted model, not a curated record